CGCACCGCAAACAGGUGCAUGACGCAAAACAGAGAACCCUAGUAGUAGCAGAUUUGGCUAUUUUUACAACUAAGAAACACCGUCGGAAAACAUUGGACAUCCUUUGUAAUUGUACAGAAUGACAAUAAGAGUCGCUGCUAGUAUCUGAUCUCCCUCCUUUCCCAGAGUGGUUUUCUACACCAACACACACCUUAUUCAUUCUGCUCUCCUCCAGCAUGUCAGGUGGUUACACUCCGGCCCCUGGGGGCCCCUUCUCAGCCCUGACCUCCAGUAUGUGGCCCCAGGACAUCCUGGCCAAGUACUAUCAGAAGGACCCAACAGAGGCAGAACUGCAGUAUGAUGAGUUUGGCUUCAGGCUGGACAGUGACGAUGGUGUAGAGCCAGAACUGAGGCCAGAGACCCAGAGAGAGGACCCCCAGCAGAGGCUGCGCUGGCAGGCCCACCUGGAGUUCACCCACAACCACACCGUAGGAGACCUGACCUGGGACCUCAUCUCCCCCGUCCUGCCCCGCUCUGAACGCCUCCGCUCCCUGGUGCUGGGGGGGAUACCACACAGCAUGAGACCUCAGUUGUGGAUGCGUCUGUCUGGAGCUCUGCAGAAGAAGAGGACUACAGAGAUCUCCUACAAAGAGAUCGUUAAGAACAGCACCAACGACGAGACCACUGCUGCCAAACAGGUACUGGAUGCUGAGAUAGAGAAGGACCUAUUGCGGACCAUGCCCUCCAACGCGUGUUUCUGCAGCCUGCAGAGUGUGGGUGUUCCCAGGCUGAGGCGGGUACUGCGGGGCCUGGCAUGGCUCUAUCCAGACAUCGGCUACUGCCAGGGCACAGGCAUGGUGGUGUCAUGUCUGCUGCUGUUCCUGGAGGAGGAGGACGUGCUGUGGAUGAUGUGUGCCCUGAUCGAGGACCUGCUGCCACCCUCCUACUUCUCCUCCACCCUGCUGGGGGUCCAGACAGACCAGAGGGUCCUCAGACAGCUCGUUGUCCAGUACCUACCAAGCCUGGACAGGCUUCUGCAGGAGCACGACAUCGAGUUGUCUCUGAUCACGCUGCACUGGUUCCUGACAUCGUUUGCCAGUGUGGUGGACAUCCGCAUCCUGCUGAGGAUCUGGGACCUACUGUUCUACCAGGGCUCUGUGGUCCUCUUCCAGGUCACACUGGGCAUGCUCAAGAUCAAGGAGGUUGACCUUCUCCUCUCUCCCCUACAGGAGGAGGAGCUGGUGUCCUCUGAGAACUCUGCGUCCAUCUUCAACACACUGUCUGAUUUGCCCAGCCAGCUGGGUGACGGUGCUGCAGUACUGGGGGAGGCCAUGAGGCUGGCGGGGGCGCUGUCCCAGGACACGCUGGAGGCCCAGAGGAACAAACACCUGGCCUACAUCCUCAAUGAGCAGGCCCAGCUCAACACCAACAACUCCCACACACUCAACACCAACCUCAAUAAAGUUGUGAGGAGACAGUCGGUACGUAGGAAGUCCACUCUGAGCUCUCUGUUGUGGGGUGAGGACGAGGCGGAGGCUCUCAAGUCUAAGAACAUCAAGCAGACAGAGCUGGUAGCAGCGCUCCGAGAGACCAUCACCCGCACCGCUGAACACUUCCACUGUCUGGACCCCCGACACACCAGCACUGACCUGACUCCAGACUACUCCAUGGAGAGCCACCAGAGAGACCACGAGAACUUCCUGGUUGUGUCUCGUAACCGACGGAGACGGGCCAAAGCCCUGUUGGACUUUGAGCGCCAUGACGACGACGAACUGGGCUUCAGGAAGAACGACAUCAUCACAAUUUUUUCCCAGAAAGAUGAGCACUGUUGGGUGGGAGAGCUCAACGGGCUGAGAGGUUGGUUUCCAGCCAAGUUCGUAGAAAUCCUCGAUGAGCGGAGCAAAGAGUACUCUCUGGCGGGUGAUGACUCGGUGACUGAGGCGGUGACAGACCUGGUCAGAGGGACGUUGUGUCCUGCCCUGAAGGCCAUCUUCCAACACGGUUUGAAGAAACCCUCCAUACUGGGAGGAGCCUGCCACCCCUGGCUCUUCAUAGAGGAGGCAGCCAGUAGAGAGGUGGAGAGGGACUUUAACUCAGUCUACUCCAGACUGGUGCUGUGUAAGACGUACAGAUUAGACGAGGAUGGCAAGGUUCUCACACCAGAGGAGCUGCUCUACAGAGCGGUGCAGUCUGUAAAUAUGAGCCACGACUCUGCACACGCUCAGAUGGACGUCAAGUUCCGCUCGCUCCUCUGCGUGGGCCUCAAUGAGCAGGUGUUACACCUGUGGUUGGAGGUGUUGUGUUCCAGUAUGCCUGCAGUAGAGAAGUGGUACCAGCCCUGGUCCUUCCUACGCAGCCCAGGAUGGGUCCAGAUCAAGUGUGAGCUCAGGGUUCUCUCAAAGUUUGCCUUCAGUCUCUCUCAGGACUGUGAACUUCCUGCCAAGAAAGAGGAGAAAGAUCAGAGGCCACUGAAGGAAGGAGUCCAAGACAUGUUGGUGAAGCAUCAUCUCUUCAGCUGGGACAUUGAUGGCUAGACACACACACCCAAAGCCUGCAAAAAACUCCCCUGCCCAACACAUGCUGUGUGUCUACCAGAGUGAUCUUUCAUAUUGACUGCUAUGUCAGAACCCACUACUAGUGUUUCCAUCACUACCUCUCACUAGGAAGUAUUGUAUUGUUCAGACAUUUGAUCAUCAUUCUACAAACACAUUGAUAUGCAUCGUGGUUUCCCCUCCUCGUCUCAACUGAACUGUAUCCGAAGCCUUUCUACUGAGGAUAGUACACUAGGGGAAUAGGGGGCGCGUUCAGCAAGAUGCAACUUUUGGGAAUGUUCAGAUAGAAAUAAGCAUUGUAGAACAAACAUGCCUCUGACAUGUGGAAUAAGGAAUAACAUGAGCUCUAUUCAUGGCAUUUCUGUCUGCAACUUAACGUGGCCAGGGUAUCAUUUGAGACACACCCAAAGACGAUCAACUAAUUACAUUUACCCUCUGAGCUUGCUAACCAAUCAGAGGUCUUUUGAGGAAGCAAUUAGCAUGUAACCAAGGUUGAUAGUCCUGGCUGUCACCAUGGCUCUUAGUUGAAGCUGCUGUGUAUGUUGUGUCCACACCAGUGUUUCUGAUACUUUAGAUCAGGUGCAGAAGACUAGGAACAUACAGAAAGUGCUGAUUGUAGCAUUCCUUAGGUACAGAGUAGUCACCUCUACUGUGCCAUAUGAAGUAUUUCCUCAGACUCAAGGACUGGGGUGUAUCACUAGGAACCAAACGGGGAGGAAUGUACCUGAAUUUGUCCCAUAGAAACUUGUUUUUGUUGUGAAACGUUUUGCUACAGUGGGCACUGAUCUGAUGUCCUAGUAGCACCUGUGUUCUGCUACCAGUACUGUAGUAGGAUGUGCAACGUACUCCGCAACCACCCUGUCGAUCUGUGUUGGCACCCAACAAUCCCAUCCACUAUUGUCUGUUUGGUGCCAACAUGGCUCUCAAACCAGGUUUGUCCCGCGUGGGCUACUAAACAGUGUAUCUGUAGUAGUCACUUGUGCUGACUGGGAAGAACUACUGUACUGUGUCCAAAAAUGAAAUCUAUAACCAUGUAAACUUUUCAUUUCAGUUAAUUUCUUUGUAAAACAGUCAUUACAAUGGGUGUGUCCACCCGCCAUCAAAAACGAACUUCCAUCUUGGUGUGUAAUUACUGAAGAAAAGCCACUAGACUAUUACACUAUAUACAUAAAAUCAACUCAAUCUCCAUGUUGUGCUCUGAUAUUAAAUGAAAAUGGUGGUGUACUAACCCUAUAACUUGUAUUCCUUCCCCUCAUCUUAACCCUUAGCAAUGCUACCGUACCUAUAGACUUCAUUGAGCUAACUUCCUUCAUACUGCACAGAGACAAAUGAUAUCGUUCAGACUCACACUAACCUCAAACUAUACACAACCUUUAACCCUAAUUUCAACCCCUAUGCUUUUCACUGUUUGAAUUAAUGUACACAACACAGUUGACCAGAGAUCAAUAAAGCCUGUUUUUAUUGAAUGUCAGAAGCAAACAACUAUGUAAACGGUGAUGGUCCAAACAGCACUGCAACUAUUACAAUCAAUGUCUCACUUAAACAGUUGCUAAUCAAGUGUACAUUAUAUUCUUAAAUAAACCUUAUUUUCAGUGUAAA
This is a messenger RNA of Salvelinus namaycush (lake trout), 4130 nucleotides long. Its product is annotated as small G protein signaling modulator 3-like. The record is from RefSeq and is a predicted model, not a curated record. The transcript has 21 exons. The coding region runs from base 216 to 2513 and encodes 765 amino acids. Gene Ontology annotation, molecular function: protein binding. Lineage: Eukaryota; Metazoa; Chordata; Actinopteri; Salmoniformes; Salmonidae.